This is a messenger RNA of Chironomus riparius, 5852 nucleotides long. Lineage: Eukaryota; Metazoa; Arthropoda; Insecta; Diptera; Chironomidae. The record is from the annotation of a GenBank genome assembly.
AAUCGUUUUGCGUUUGAAGAAUUCAAAUUUUUUACACCAACAAAAAUGUAUAAAAUAUUUCAAAAAUCAGCUUAUAUAUAUGCCCCCAAAAAACAUGGUGUGUGUGGCAUUUGAUGUGCGUUUUCUGGUGCUUGUGUGUAUAAGGAAAUAAUCAAAAUAUGUCGCUUAUCAAUUCCAUCACAUUGCCAUUUCUCAUAAUAUGUGCAUGUUUGCCUUCAUCUUCUUAUUCAUUCACUCAAACAACUCACGCUGUCGAAGCGUAGAGAAUCGAGAGAAAAAAAAAUUAUUCUGUGCAAGUAAUAUGAUAAUAAGGAAGUGAACAUAUACAAAAAAAUAAAUAUUAAAACUUUUCUGUUGGAAUUUUCAAGCAAAAAAAGAGACAUUCUGAACAAUGAAUUUAUUUAUAUCAUUAUUUGGAUUAUUAUUAUGUGGAUUAUUAUGCGAGUCUGUUAAAACACUUGAAGCUGAAAAACGUCCAGUGAAAAAAAUUGUUGCACGAGCUGGAACAAAUUUGACGCUGCCAUGCGACGCACUCAAUGAAAAAUCUAUUUCGAGAAUUGAAAAAUUAACCUGGAAAUUGAGCCAGACAAUAAUAGUCAAAUAUACUGACGGAAAGCCAUUAGAGCAUCAGAAUAGGAGGAGAUUUCUGAACGCAAAAAAUUUCAGUCUACAUUUGCAUUCAGUUCAAUUGAGUGACCGAGGAGACUACACAUGCCAUGUAAAUGAGAAAUCAGCAACUGAUGUUGUAGAUUUAAUUGUACAUGCUAUCCCGGAGCCACCUAAUCGCCCGAUGAUAACGAGCUUUACAUCACGAACUGUUAAUUUAUCUUGGUCGAUGAUUCAAGAUCCUAAAAAUGAACAAGUUGUGGAUUUUAUAUUGGAAACGAGGAUCGGCGAGAGUGGUGAUUGGGACCAACUGCCUCAAAUUUACGCAAAUAGCAGCAUCACGUCUUAUCAGAUGACAGAAUUGAGGCCGUUUACGAUCUACAGUUUUCGUGUUCUUGCUGUUAAUAGUUUAGGAAUAAGUCCGCCUUCAAAAGAGUCUUAUUACAUAGUUACGUUAAGAGAAGUGCCAGCAGGAAAGCCAACUAUAACGACCGCACACAAUACUUCAUCAAGCUCAAUCUAUUUGUCAUGGAAACCACCACCACUUGAUACAAUUUUUGGUGAAUUUCUUGGCUACAGGAUCACAUAUCAUGCUCGUGAUGUGAAGCCGGAAUAUAUUAAUGAAAUUUUCGUUCGUGACAGCAGCGUUGAAAAUCAUGAAAUUCACGAUCUUGAUACUUAUACACAGUAUCUGAUAUCAAUUCAUGUAUUUAAUCCUGAAGGGAUCGGUCCUGCAACAAAUAUCGGAGUAAUGACAGAUGAAGGCGUACCCUCCCAGCCUAGAAACGUGACUGUUCAUGAAGUUACACCAUCAUCAAUCAGAAUCUCAUGGCUCGAACCAGAGAAGCCUAAUGGUCCAAAUCUCAUUUAUCGAAUCUAUUACACAUUCUUAAAUCAAACAUUGCUCGCUAUGCCAAAAAAUGAUCCCGAAAAUGUUGCCAAAAGUGAAUCGGGCAUUCAUUAUUACACAUUGAAAAGACUUAGACCAUAUACUGAAUAUAAAAUUGUGGUUGUUGCAAUUACACCGCGUUACGAUGGUAAUGCAUCAACACCAAUUUUCCAACGUACUGAUGUAGCGGCACCUGCUGCACCGAUUCUCACAAAUCUUGCAUGCCAAAAGGAUGGAACAAUUUACGUAAAAUGGAAACGACCAAUGGUUUAUUAUAACACAAUAGAUUUUUACAUCAUUAGCUUUAAAGCAUCCGUAUGGGACUUUUAUCGGCAAUUUCAGAUUAAUUCAUCAGCCGAACAUAUUGAAAUUGAGCUUAAAAUACCAAAUUUGACAAUGAAUGAAAUGUACGAAGUAAAAUUGCAGGCAGCUUCGUUGAGCAUUUUCAGUCCGAAUAAGCUUCAAAUUAGUGAAGCGACGUCACCGAAGCAAAUUGCACUUCAACCAAACUGCGAGCACAUUGAAGCUUCACAACGUAAAGGUUUCGUACAUAAUUAUGAUUUUACAAUAAUUGCAACCAUUGUGUUGAGUUGCUUUGGAUUUAUGAUGGUCGUAUUGGUUUUCGUCUUAUGGCGAAAAUGCUUCCAUUCUAAUUACUACUACUUGGAUGAUCCAAAUAAUUCACAAUCGUCUCCUAAUGUUGAUCUCGAGGUUCCAAUAAAUAUCGAUGGUGAUAUUCAUUAUCCCGUGAGUGUUGAGGACUUUCCCAAGCAUGUAGCAUCAUUGCAUGCUGACGGAGAUAUUGGAUUCAGCAAAGAGUAUGAAAUUAUUCAGAAUGAGUCAAUUGUUGAUGAGCAUAGCAGCGAACACUCACAACAUUGUGACAACAAAUCUAAAAAUCGAUAUUUAAAUAUCAUUGCAUAUGACCAUUCGCGUGUACAGCUACGUAAGGUACCGGGUCAAAAGAAGGAAAACGAUUACAUUAAUGCCAAUUUUAUUGAUGGAUAUCGUCAAUCGAAGGCAUUUAUUGGAACACAGGGACCGCUACCAUCAACAUUCGAUGGGUUCUGGCGAAUGAUAUGGGAGCAGCGUGUUACCAUCAUUGUCAUGAUCACGAAUUUAGUAGAGCGUGGAAGAAGAAAAUGUGACAUGUAUUGGCCAAGGGAAGGAACUGAAACUUAUGGCGUAAUUCAAGUUAAACUAGUAAAGGAAGAAGUCAUGUCAACAUACACAGUCAGAACAUUCACAAUUCGUCAUACAAAACUGAAAAAGAAGAAGCAAUUUGCAGCUGAGAAAUAUGUUUAUCAGUACCAUUACACAAACUGGCCGGAUCAUGGUACACCAGACCAUCCGUUGCCAGUGCUCGAUUUCGUUAGAAAAUCAUCAACAGCUAAUCCAAAAGAUGCAGGUCCAAUCGUUGUUCACUGCAGUGCUGGCGUUGGUCGAACUGGAACAUACAUCGUUCUCGAUGCAAUGUUAAAACAAAUUGAACACAAACGACUCUUAAAUGUAUUUGGAUUCCUUCGGCACAUUCGUACGCAGAGAAAUUUCCUUGUGCAAACAGAAGAACAGUACAUCUUCAUUCACGACGCACUUGUCGAAGCAAUCGCAAGUUGUAAUACCAACUUAACCAUUGAUCAAAUUGCCGCACGUGAAAUGGAUGAUGAAUACAUGGAUGAACAAUUUAAACUCAUUACAAGCUUCGUACCAAAAGAAAUUCACAUAGCAUCGGCAACAAAGCAAGUAAAUCAAGUUAAAAAUCGAAUGAUAUUCCCAUUAGAAGGAAGUCGUGCCCAUCUUACACCAAAACCUGGUAUGGACGGAACGGAUUUUAUCAAUGCAUCAUGGCUUUUUGGUUUUAGACGAUUACGUGAUUUUAUAGUUAGCCAACAUCCACUGUCAAAUACAAUAAAAGAUUUCUGGCAAAUGAUAAUGGAUCAUCAUGUUCAGACGAUCGUGUGCCUCUCGACAGUCGACGAUGUUUCGUUUCUACAGUUUUGGCCAAAUGAGAAUGAGACAAUCGAAACUGAUUAUUAUCGUUUACAAUUAUCGACAGAGGGUGACGAUGAACAAUAUGAUUAUGUCAUAAAAAAAUUCAAAAUACAGUCAAUUCAAGAUGGAACAGAGAUGGAUGUGAGAAUGCUCUAUAAUCCAGACUGGCCAAACCUUAGUAAUCCACAAUGUUUAUACGACUUUCUUGUUAAAAUGCAUGAACGAAGCAAUGGAUAUCGUAAUGGUCCAAUUGUUGUAAUGGAUCGAUAUGGUGGUGCAGAGGCAGCAACACUUUGCGUUGUCUCAUCGUUAGCACAUCAAAUUGAAUAUGAUAAGACGGCAAAUAUUUAUAUGUAUGCAAAAUUAUAUCACAACAAGAGACCUGGCAUUUGGCAAUCGCCGAAUGAUAUAGCAAUGAUUCACAAAAUUCUCGCCACAUUCCCACCGAGUGGUUUUGAGUUAUUAAAGCACACAGCACUCAAAACAGAAUUCGAUGACUCAAUUGUGACAGCAACACCAGAUUUAUAUAGUAAAACACCAGAUUUAUUUAGUAAAAUAUGCAGCAAUGGAAGUAUAAGCAAUCAUUUAAGUAACGGCAAUGGCAAUACAAUAAUUGUCAAAAUGAAACAUGACGGUGAGAAUGGUGAUUUAGCUGCAAUCGUUGUAACAUCUGGUGACACAAUGGAUAAUUUAAUGAUGACUAAAUAAGAUGAGUGCUGUUAGAGGAUUAUUGCAAGCAUUUAAAUGUGUUAUACAUAUUAUACAUAAAAUGAAUAAUUCAAGGAUCUCAAGAUUUUAUUUCUCUUUUUUUAUCUCUCCUACACACACACACACACAUACACACAUACGUCAUUCUUACAACGCCCACAAGGUAAAAGUCUCCUUUCUAUCAUUUAUCAUUAUCACGAUUAUCAUCACCAACAUUGACAUUAAUUGAGGCAUUAAAUGUGCAUGUAAAUUUUUUUUAAAGAAAUCUCAAAAAUAUUAAAAUUUAAUCAUUUUAUGCAAAAGUUUAUGGUAGACAAAUGGAAAUUUCAGUUGAAUUAAUUUUAGGAAUAAAAGCUUUCAUUUGGAUGCUAUGGGAUUGUUUGAAGAUAUAAAGUAUGCUUAUCAAUUACAAGUGAAAUUUGUUAGAAUUUGCAAUUUCUUUUUCACUUUCUCAAUAAUCUUAAAAACUGUUAUCAAAAAAUUAGAAAAAAUUUGAGUUGAAAGCUUUACGAAAAUGACUCAAUUUAUCUAGUCAAAAAAUCACAAAAUACGUGACAAAAAAAAAUAAAUGAAUAGAGUUCGUCGAAAAUUCAUCAAACAUGAACGUGACAGUAAGUCACAGCUGCUAUAUUUACUAAAGCUUUUAUCUACAAAAAUAUAGGACUACAUUUUAGUAAAAGAUUUACAACGAUACAUAAAUUUUCGAGAUAAAGGUUUGAAAGAUCUUUAAAUCCUUAAAAGAACUUUAGAAAAUCAAAAAAAAAAUAAUAACCCUUUGCUAAUUUGUCUGAUGAUUUUAUUAAUUACAGUUCAUUAGAUCAAAUAAUUAAAAAUCUCGUAAUUUAAACUUAAGCUGAAAUUUUUUUGAAUUCUUUACUGCUGCAGAAACCAUAAUCUACCAUAAACAAGCCAAAUCUGGUGCAACAUUAAAAAAAUCAUAGCACAAAGAAUUAGUUUUGUAAAUUUUUCUCAUUAUCUCUUGAAUAUAAUUUAAAUUAAAUGAGCAUAAUAUUAAUGUCAUAUUUUAUGCAGUAUCUAUCGUAUAAAAUCAUAUUUAUACUGCUUUAGGAAAUAUUUUUUAUUAAAAAAAAUCAAAGACUGUUUUUUACACGUAUGAAAAUAUAAAUGAAAAUAAUAACGGAUUUAAAAAAAUUAUUCGUAAACAUGGUCAGAAUGUCUAUUUAGUGCAAAAUUUUGCUUCUUUCGAUUACACAGAAAUACACAUGACACAAGUUUAAUAGAAAACGAAAUCAAUGGCAAUCGCACAAAAAACGUAAGAAAAAUUUUCUUAGUAAUAUGCUAGUAUUAUUCUUUCGUAUCAUCUUCCUGUAUUGUUGGUUUUUUUUGUCUAUGUGGACUAUGAAAAUAUGUUCUGGAGGUUCUGUGGAAUUUCUAUUUGGAAAUCAGGUUUUGGCAGAUGCAUAAUCCAAUUUAUGUAGAAAAAUUAGCAGAGCAGAGAUCGAAGCCGAUUUUUUCGGCGUAACUCAAUUUUUGAUUUUUUUGAUAGAAAAAAGCCAUUUAACACCCAUUUUAAGUAUUUAAAUUGAACUUUACAUGCUUUACUAUGAUUCUGUGAAAUAUUUUUUCAGCAUGUAGCUAUAGUAAGCUCUGAAUUUCAAUUUAGCCGAUUUUAAGCCGAUCGGCUUAAAUUUCGGCU